AAAAGUGCUGACAGCGCGAAAACUUCAUUCACUUUCGGGUCUUCGUAACAUACAGAAGAGAGAGAGGGACGAGCACUUGUCUCUUGGAAAAUUGUUGUGUUAUCGCGCUUGUUGUGUCAUUGUUUUGUGUCUUUUUAAAAUUCCAUUUAAAUUUCAAGCAUUCCGAGCGACAACAUCCAUCAAAAGCAUUGUGGUUUGGAAUAGCAAACAGAAUUGGCAAGCCUGCUGACGGCGAAGAGAUUGGCUGCCACCAUGGCAAGUAAGGAAAAGUGAAUCGAGGCCAAACGAGCAAACGCACAGACACACGUACAUCGGUUCCUUUCACUUGACGCUGGAAACCCUUUGAGGCGAUGUCCACUGCACCGGAGGGUUGUUCCGUGGCCGGGGACGACGACGACGAUGGCGAUGGGAGCAGUAGUGUCACGUGGCAUCGGCUACUGCUGGCAGGGAGAAGCAGCAGCUUCUUCGAUACACCAGAACCAGCGGAAGAAAGCGCUCCGGAGAGUCUGCUUUCGGAUGCUACCGAAACGGCUGGAGAAGAGGAGGAUGCGUUGAACGCUGUGCUGCGGAACGAGGGCUCUACGAAUUAUGAUUCGGGAAACUUUUCGUUCUCGGAAAGUUCCAAGGGGAAGACGGCAGCGAGUCCGGGAAGUCAGGAUUUGGCCCACGAGCGGUUCGUGCAGCUGAAUACGGAGCUGUAUCAGACGCGGACGGAGCUGUUGACGUACAAGUACAAAUGGAACGAAAUCCGGAACGAGGUUGAGCUGGAGUGGACCAAGAAGCAUCGGCGAUUGGAGGAUGAAAAGAGCGGUCUGCAGCAGGAGGUGGAGCGGUUACAGGAAUUAUUACGGGUGUCGGAGAACAGGGGUUUGACGGGUGGAAGAUCGUUGGAGAUUUUGAAGCUACAAUCAGAGCUGGAUCAGGCAAAGAUUCAGCUCGACUGCAAGGAUCGUGCAAAUGUGGUCUUGAAGGAGAAGAUUGCCGAGCAGUACUGUGAUAGGGAGAAUCUUUCGCUCGAGGUGAGGAAGCUGGGGAAGAUUUUGCUGGAGAUCAAGAACGAGCUCAGCUCGGUGCGCAGCUCCGAGCAGUGGUUCCGGGAUGAGUUACAUACGUGCCAAAAUGUGAACGCCAAAUUGAGGGAGAGUAAUUUACAGCUAGAGAAUCGUAUAAGUAUAGAAAAAGCCAACAACGAUCGAUUGAAACUGGAACUGCAGCAAGUGAUACGGAACGCGGAGGAGGUUGAGCGAAGGGCUAUCAAGGAAAAGGAAGACCUGCUGGAAAAAUUGAGUUGCAUAGAGGCUUCCAACAAGUUGGAAAACGUUUCCGAUUUCGUACUGCAAGAAACGCUUCAAAAAUUGAAGGAUUCGUCAGAAAAGAUCAAAUUUCUCACCGAAUCCAACAAUGACUACCAGGAAAGGACGGAACAACUGGAACGCAACCUUGCACUCCUCCGAAGCAGUCUCUCCAGUCAAGAAGCGGUCACCGCAGCGUGUAAAAACAAAGAAAGUGAAACCAUAUCAAGAAUUGCGACCCUCGAGACAGAAAACGCCGAGCUGAAGGCAGCCAGGGAGCAUGCUCGGCAGGAGAACACCCAGCUCCAUCUGGAUGUCGCGCGGCAGAACUUUACCAACCGGGACCUAGAUGUCAGCAUUGGGCACCUGCGGGCGCAAUUGCAAGUUUUAUCGAUAAACUUUGAAAACACGCGACGAGCGCUGGCUGUGAAGGAAUUUGCGGCGGACAAGUUGGACCAGGAUAAUCGCGAGCUUCGGGAACGGUAUGUCCAGGUGGAACGAUGUCGCAAGGAUCUGCAGCGCCGGCUGAGCAUGAGUGAGGCCGUGGCGAAGGAACAGUACGAGCAACUGCUGGCCAACUUUCGCACGAUCCAGUCCAAGAACUUGGACCUUGAGCUGAAACUAGGUCAGUGCGCGGAGUACAAUGAAAAGUUCCGGAGGAGCGAGCAGGUCGUUCGGCAGCUGAAGCAGGACAUCGGGGAGUUGCAGGAACGGCUGCAACGGGAUGCGGCCAAGAUGAGCUCGAGUAGCGAGAGUUCCAUCGGAACGAGUAUUAGCAGUAGCAGCUCGGAUAACAGCAGGGAGGAAGCUUCUGAGGACGCUAAGAACAGCAACACGUGUCAGAAGCAUGGCCAGAGUCUUCCCGAGGACGAUACGCGGGAGCUGAAGAUUCUGCUGAAGGUGAUCGAGAGCGAACAUCGCCAGAAGCUGAAGCGGUACGAGCUGAACAACAGAACGCUGUUGCGUAAGGUCAAGGAGCACGAGCGUGCGCGUAGGGUAGCUGAACAGCAGGUGGAGUCGCUGGAGAAGGACGUUUGCCGAAUAUCGUCGAUGGAGUGUGAGCUGGCUGGGAUGAGGGAAAAGACGAUGCUGCUGGAAGCGGAUCUGGAGUCGGCGGUUGGUGAACGCGACACGCUGAAGGGAGAGAAGCUGCGAUUGGCGAUGGCUUUGCAGAACAGCUGCUUGGUGCAGGUGGAUGAGGACAUCUGGAGCUCGUUUCAACGUAUUUUUGCUGACUUGAGGGACAAGCAGCAUGUUAGCAAGGAGAAUCAACGCUUCAAGGAACUUCUUAAGAUUAGUGAGAGGAAGAUUCAGCAACUGGAGGAGGAGCUCAAGCAGUCACUGUCUUCGUCCGAGGAGAAGAGUACGGUGAUAGAAAAUUUGAAGCUUGAAGGUGAAAUCCAACGCGUUGAGAGUGAUGAAAUACGGUCGGAACUGACUGUCAAACGCUUCCAGUUGGAAGAUUCCCAACGAAUCCUAACAGAAAUAAGUAGCGAACGGAACUCACUGCAAGAUUCCAUCGGAACUCGCCAGCUGGAGGAGGGCAAACUUCGGGAUCAGAUCGACGAGCUGCAGAAGAAGCUUCAGAUUUGUGUCGUUCAGCUGGAGACGGCUUACGCGCGACUUCAGCUGUACGAAGAGUCCGAGCGGGUUCUGGAGGAAUCCCGGCAUCGGUUCUUCAACGACGUGCAAAUACUGCGGGACGAAAUCAUCGCCGAGAAGCAGGAAAAGCAAGCACUACAGGACGCCGUGGCGGAACUGAAAACGGAACUGGUCCGCAUGGUGGAAUGUAAUCUCAAGAGUGACCACAUCGCCAGUGACCAAACCGACAACAGUGUCGCCAGCGUUCCCAGCCUUGAUUCGGGUGGCAGUGAUUCGGCGGCACCGGCCAGGUUCGAUGAAGAAUCGCUAAAAGCGCUCGUGAGCGAGUGUUCGCGUCGGAGUUCGGUAAGACCCCUUCAGGAAUGCGUCGCUUCGCUUCGGGCGGAGAUGCACCAGCUGAACUCGGUGGUGCGGCAGAACGGUAACCAGCGGUACCACGUGGUUUCGCUGAUGGAGGAACUCCAGGACGCGACCAAUGGGACGUACAACAGUAGAUGAGUUUAGGCGCGUGAUUUCCUCCGCGGGAAAGAGUUUUAAAAAAUCGGGCAGUGUGAGGAAAUUCGUGGUUUGACGAGGGGGAAUCGGUUCUGAAGGAGAAUUGAGUACUUGACGUUCAAUUGCAUACUUUCAACUCGAGUGAAAGUAAUGGUCAAUUGAAUUUUAAGUUAGUCUGAAUGUAAUUGAUUGGGGAGAGGCUCUUUGGCAACACAGUAUUUGCAAUUGUUAAUGAAUAUUAUCGAAACACACGGAAAAAUUUCCAAAAAAUAUUGUUGGAAAAUAUGUUCAAAAUUUGGCAACACUGUCAAGAGUUGUCAGUAAUUAAGAAAAUUAUGCAUAGCUUUUUCCCAAAUGUCAUGAAUUUCUCUAUAAAUUUCAUACUUUUCGAAGCGAGAGGUAGAAGUUUGUUAUUGAUAUCGGAAUUCAUUUUAAUCAAAAUUUGUACUGCCAUGUUAAAUACAUUUUCCGAUGAGCCACACACUUUGAUGAUCUGGCAACCCUGUCGUAAGUUUUAUCCAAUCAAGGGAAAUUUAUCAAUAUUUUUAGUUGAAAAAAAAAAAAUACUUUCAGAACGAUUGCGCUGUUUAUUGUUCGAUAACAAAUUUUGAGAUCUGACAACCCAGUCGUAGUAUGUUUACAAUGAAUUGUUGUACUUAAAAAAGCGAUAGGUUGAAAUCUGGAAUUGAAAUCGGAAUUAAUUUUAAUCAAAAUUUGUGCUGCUUUGUUUCUGAUGAGCCAGUUAUUUAGAUGAUCUGGCAACCCUGCCAUAAGUUUUACCACUCAAUGGAAAUUAGAUUUUUUUAGGUUGAAACAAAAUCGGGACUAUUGUGUGUACAUUGUCCGAUAAUUUUGUAAACUUUAUCAAUGAAAAAUUAAGAGAUCUGGCUACCCUGUCGUGAAACGUUUUCACUUUAACUGAUUUUUUUUUAAAUAUUUUUUGACGGAAUGUUUUAGGAUGUCAAUUAAAAUUGCAAGAAGCUCUAAUCGUAAUGAAUACCUAUUAGCAGAUAUUUGAAAAAAAAUCUGGCGAUCUGGGAACACUGUCAUGUAUCCGUUUUCAAAUAUAUAAUUAAUGAAUUAUUAUGAACCAUUUUAUCUAAAGUUUCGUAAAUUAAAAUUCAACUUUUGCAAAUAUUGUGCUUCUACUGAACCUGAGAUUGUUCUUACAAAAAAAAUCGUCACUGUUUGUUAGAGAUGUACGUUUCACUGGUUGCGCCCAUUCUUCACCGUGCACAUAAACUACGUAGCACCGUUUUUUUUCGCCAUGAUCGAGAUUACCAACCAACACAAUAAAGCGUUGCUCAACCAUAACUUCACUGAAAAUCACAAUUUACUAAUAAGAUCCAUCAAUGUUAGUCGUAAAGAGUAAUGGAAAAGACAGCAAAAAAGUCAUCUCAAAAUAGAAAAAAAAAGUUAAGCACCGGUUCAACUCUCAACCCACAAGCCACAUCAAUGUUAGAUAAGUGCAAAAGUUACAAAUUCAUCACAAAUUACACAGGCAAAACUAGGUUAGCUGGGCAGUCGUUGCCAAAGUGGCUGUUUGUAAAUUUGGGUUUUUUUGACAUGUUUUAAAAGUUUGUUGGUCACUUUGGCUGCGAUGGCCAAGCAAAUAGAUUAGUUGAUAUUAGAGUACUUAUUAGGUUAGCGAAAGUAGCUUCCAAUUGCAUUUCUAGUUGUUUUAAGUUCCUUUGGCUUGUUUAUUUUACAUCGAGAGUAUGCGCUUACAUUUUCACUAAAGCUUUAAUUGAAAUCGAAUUUAUGUUGUUCUUAUAAAAAAUAGAAGAUGCUUUGUUCAACUGUGAUGCUUUAAGUUAUUUUAUUCGUUCCAAGUAAUUACAUGCUAAAACGUUUUAGUACUUCUCAGAUAUGCCACUGCACUAAUCGUUUCGCCUGUACACAAUACUAAUUUAGUUCUACGAUUUAUCGCUAAUUGGAGGCAAUUUGAGUGAUAGCUUGCUAAUUAAAUCGCUAGUUCAGCAACUGUUUGAGGUGUAAUUAUCCUGUUCUCCUGAUAAGGAGAGCAAUUUAGCAAA
Molecule: messenger RNA, 5425 nt
Organism: Culex pipiens pallens (northern house mosquito)
Lineage: Eukaryota; Metazoa; Arthropoda; Insecta; Diptera; Culicidae
Product: myosin-11-like
Exons: 2
Coding region: 351-3392 (1013 amino acids)
Source: RefSeq, a predicted model, not a curated record